Molecule: messenger RNA, 1389 nt
Organism: Merops nubicus (carmine bee-eater)
Lineage: Eukaryota; Metazoa; Chordata; Aves; Coraciiformes; Meropidae
Product: voltage-dependent L-type calcium channel subunit alpha-1D-like
Exons: 9
Biological process (GO): calcium ion import across plasma membrane
Cellular component (GO): membrane; voltage-gated calcium channel complex
Molecular function (GO): high voltage-gated calcium channel activity
Source: RefSeq, a predicted model, not a curated record
AGGUGAACUAUGCAAGUAGCACCAGAAUUCCUCUCCCUGGUGACGGACCAGCUAUUCAGUCAAACAGUUCAGCACCAUCCAAGCAAACUGUUCUGUCUUGGCAAGCUGCAAUUGAUGCUGCUAGACAAGCAAAGGCUGCCCAAAAUAUGAGUUCCACCACAGCCCAGCCUGUAGGAUCUCUGUCCCAAAGAAAACGCCAGCAAUAUGCCAAGAGCAAAAAACAGGGUAACACAUCUAAUAGUCGGCCACCCCGUGCCCUUUUCUGUUUAUCUCUCAACAACCCAAUACGAAGAGCCUGCAUUAGUCUAGUAGAAUGGAAACCAUUUGACAUAUUUAUACUACUGUCUAUUUUUGCCAAUUGUGUGGCCUUAGCUGUUUACAUCCCAUUCCCAGAAGAUGAUUCUAAUUCAACUAAUCAUAAUUUGGAAAAAGUAGAAUAUGCCUUCCUGAUAAUUUUUACAGUUGAAACAUUUUUGAAGAUUAUAGCAUAUGGAUUAUUAUUACACCCCAACGCAUAUGUUAGAAAUGGAUGGAAUUUGUUGGAUUUCGUAAUCGUAAUAGUAGGAUUAUUUAGUGUAAUAUUGGAACAAUUAACCAAAGAAACAGAAGGUGGCAGCCACUCAGGUGGCAAACCUGGUGGCUUUGAUGUCAAAGCCCUAAGAGCCUUUCGUGUACUGCGACCUCUCCGGCUUGUAUCAGGAGUGCCCAGUUUACAAGUUGUCCUGAACUCCAUUAUAAAAGCCAUGGUCCCCCUCCUCCAUAUUGCCCUUUUGGUAUUGUUUGUAAUCAUAAUCUAUGCCAUUAUAGGAUUGGAACUUUUUAUUGGAAAAAUGCACAAAUCUUGUUUUCUAAUUGAUUCAGAUAUACUAGUUGAAGAAGAUCCAGCACCUUGUGCAUUCUCAGGGAAUGGACGUCAGUGUGUCAUGAAUGGCACUGAAUGUAAGGGUGGAUGGGUUGGACCAAAUGGAGGCAUAACCAACUUUGAUAAUUUUGCAUUUGCAAUGUUAACUGUGUUCCAGUGUAUAACAAUGGAAGGGUGGACUGAUGUGUUAUACUGGAUGAAUGAUGCUAUGGGAUUUGAAUUGCCAUGGGUGUAUUUUGUCAGUCUCGUCAUCUUUGGGUCAUUUUUCGUACUAAAUCUUGUUCUGGGUGUAUUGAGCGGAGAGUUUUCCAAGGAAAGAGAAAAAGCCAAGGCCCGAGGGGACUUUCAGAAGCUACGUGAAAAACAGCAGCUUGAAGAAGAUCUGAAGGGAUAUUUAGACUGGAUUACACAGGCAGAAGACAUUGACCCUGAGAACGAUGAAGAGGUUGAUGAAGAAGGCAAGCGGAACACAAGCAUGCCCACCAGUGAAACUGAAUCAGUGAACACCGAGAAUGUGAGUGGAGAAG